This is a messenger RNA of Fragaria vesca subsp. vesca, 1097 nucleotides long. RefSeq names its product N-alpha-acetyltransferase 40-like. Gene Ontology annotation, molecular function: histone H4 acetyltransferase activity; histone H2A acetyltransferase activity; protein N-terminal-serine acetyltransferase activity. Gene Ontology annotation, cellular component: nucleus. Lineage: Eukaryota; Viridiplantae; Streptophyta; Magnoliopsida; Rosales; Rosaceae. The coding region runs from base 31 to 810 and encodes 259 amino acids. The transcript is spliced from 8 exons. The record is from RefSeq and is a predicted model, not a curated record.
GAGAGAGAGAGAAGUGAGUAGUGAGCAACAAUGGAGACGAAGGGGGUGUUGCCAUGCAAUAACAACAAGACCAAAGCUAAUAAGAUGAAGCGCAAAGAGAUACUUGAGAAGAAGAAGGCCAUGGAUGAACUCAUCAAGGUAGCUUCUGCCGAGAAAGACCAUCUUUCCUCCUUUCAUGCCUUUCGCCAUUACCAAAAAAACGGCUUGUCUGCAUGUUUGGAGUCAGGAACAGGGGACCAGCUAUCAUCUUCUCUUAAGUACUACAUUCAAAAUCUCCUUAAGGCUAAUAUGGAGGGUCCGUAUGGAACCGAGUGGCCGGUCGAAGAGAAGGUGAAGCGCAGGGAGAUGGUUGCAUCAGAAGCCCGUUAUAUAUUUGUUUACGAGGCUUUGGAUGCAAAUGCAAAUGAAUUGUUGACAGUGUCUGGGAAGGAGAGGACUUCGGGUAUCUGUAUGGAGGAGAGGGGAUCCUUGCUUGGGUUUGUACAUUUUCGCUUUGUCAUAGAGGAAGAUUUGCCUGUGCUCUAUGUGUAUGAGUUACAACUUGAGUCUCAUGUGCAAGGGAAAGGUCUUGGGAAGUUUCUAAUGCAACUAAUUGAGUUAAUUGCUCGCAAGAAUCACAUGACUGCUGUUGUUCUGACUGUUCAAAAAGCAAACUUGGUAGCAAUGAAUUUCUAUACAAGUAAGAUGAGAUAUGUUAUCUCAUCUAUAUCACCAUCCAAAGUUGAUCCAUGGUUAGGAACUCAGAAGAGUUAUGAAAUUCUUUGCAAAUCUUUCAGCAAUGACGCUAAAGCUAUCUUGGAGGGUCCAUGACAUUGUGAGAAGAGACAGAGAUGAGGACUCCCAUUCCAGUCUAAAUGGUAUUAGCCGAACUCCAAGUCAAUCAGGUUAACCUUCUUGUGUCUUUUAGAUUCAAAGUUGCAUCUUUUCAUUUGACAUACGUAACUAUACCUUUGCAUCUAUGUAUGCACAUAGAUGCUGCACACGAAGAUUCCAGAUCGAUCGGGGAUUGGUAAAGCAAAUCUGAUUCAGCAUAUGGAGCGAUUGUUUCUCUCUAUGCUUUUAGUGAGGAAAAUAUUAGCACAUUGUCUGCUUAACAG